CGCCAGGCCUGGAGCAGCCAUGCUAAGAGUGUGGACCAGGCUGGACAGCAGUCUACUAUUAGCUGCAGGGGUAGCUCCUCCCGGGACAAGGACAGAAGUGCUACAGUCAGUAGUAGUUCAGUGCCCAUGCCUGCUGGAGGGAAGGGAACCCGGACCAACUGUUCUCAGUCUACACCUCAGAAGCCACCCAACCGCCUAAUCAAUGAGAAGUCACCAUACCUCCUCCAACAUGCCUACAAUCCUGUGGAUUGGUACCCCUGGGGACAGGAAGCCUUCGACAAAGCCAGGAAAGAAAACAAGCCUAUUUUCCUCUCAGUGGGGUAUUCCACCUGCCACUGGUGCCAUAUGAUGGAGGAAGAGUCCUUCCAAAAUGAAGAGAUUGGCCGCCUGCUCAACAAGGACUUCAUCAGCGUGAAGGUGGAUAGAGAGGAACGGCCAGAUGUGGACAAAGUGUACAUGACCUUCGUGCAGGCCACCAGCAGUGGAGGGGGCUGGCCAAUGAAUGUGUGGCUGACCCCCAACCUCCAGCCCUUUGUGGGGGGCACUUACUUCCCCCCAGAGGAUGGCUUGACCCGAGUUGGCUUUCGAACAGUGUUAAUGAGAAUCCGUGAACAGUGGAAACAGAACAAGAAUACCCUGCUAGAAAACAGCCAGCGUGUCACCACAGCCCUCCUGGCCCGGUCGGAGAUCAGCAUGGGUGACCGCCAGCUGCCACCCUCAGCUUCUACCAUGAACAGCCGCUGCUUCCAGCAGCUAGACGAAGGCUACGAUGAGGAAUACGGUGGCUUUGCUGAGGCCCCCAAGUUCCCCACACCUGUGAUCCUGAGCUUCCUGUUCUCCUACUGGCUCAGUCACCAGCUCACUCAGGAUGGCUCCAGGGCUCAGCAGAUGGCCUUGCACACACUGAAAAUGAUGGCCAAUGGGGGCAUCCGAGACCAUGUGGGGCAGGGCUUUCACCGCUACUCCACGGACCGCCAGUGGCACAUCCCCCAUUUUGAGAAGAUGCUUUAUGACCAGGCACAGCUUGCAGUAGCCUAUUCCCAGGCCUUCCAGAUUUCUGGUGAUGAUUUCUACUCUGAUGUUGCCAAAGGCAUCCUACAAUAUGUGACCCAGAGCCUGAGCCACCGGUCAGGAGGCUUCUACAGUGCUGAAGAUGCAGACUCACCCCCAGAGCGGGGCAUGAAGCCCAAGGAGGGUGCUUUCUAUGUAUGGACAGUCAAAGAGGUCCAGCAGUUGCUCCCGGACACUGUGGGGGGUGCCAGUGAGCCAUUAACCUCAGGCCAGCUCCUCAUGAAGCAUUAUGGACUCAACGAGGCCGGCAACAUCACCUCCACUCAGGACCCCAAGGAAGAGAUGCAAGGCCAGAACGUGCUGGCAGUGCGGUAUUCACUGGAACUGACUGCAGCCCGCUUUGGCCUGGAUGUGGAGGCUGUGAGCACACUGCUUAACAAAGGGCUAGAGAAGCUUUUCCAGGCUCGGAAACAUCGGCCCAAGGCACACCUGGACAGCAAGAUGCUGGCUGCCUGGAACGGCCUGAUGGUGUCUGGCUUUGCUGUGACUGGGGCUAUCCUGGGCAUGGACAGGUUGGUCACUCAGGCCACUAAUGGUGCCAAGUUCCUCAAACGACACAUGUUUGAUGUGGCCAGCGGCCGUCUGAAGCGAACAUGCUAUGCUGGCAUUGGAGGAACUGUGGAGCACAGCACCCCGCCCUGCUGGGGCUUCCUGGAGGACUACGCCUUUGUGGUACAGGGCCUUCUGGACCUGUAUGAGGCCUCACAGGAGAGCUCCUGGCUUGAGUGGGCUUUGCGCCUGCAGGACACGCAGGACAGGCUCUUCUGGGACUCCCAGGGUGGUGGCUACUUCUGCAGUGAAGCUGAGCUGGGGGCAGGCCUGCCCCUGCGUCUGAAGGAUGACCAGGAUGGUGCAGAGCCCAGCGCCAACUCUGUGUCGGCCCACAACCUGCUUCGGCUGCAUGGCUUCACCGGCCACAAAGAUUGGAAGGACAAGUGUGUGUGCCUGUUGACAGCCUUCUCUGAGCGCAUGCGCCGUGUCCCAGUGGCAUUGCCAGAGAUGGUCCGUGCCCUCUCAGCUCACCAGCAGACUCUCAAGCAGAUUGUGAUCUGUGGAAACCCCCAAGCCAAGGACACCAAGGCCCUGGUGCAGUGCGUCCACUCCAUCUACAUCCCUAACAAGGUGUACAUCCCUGCAGAACUGGGCUCACUCUCCACCUCCCCUCACUGUAUCUCCCAGCUCAGCUCCUCAACAUCUUUCCCUCUGGAGGUCUGGGGAAAUGUCAUCUCCCAGUGGACUCUACAAUAUCUAGUGCUAUUCUCCCAGGUGACCCUUUCUGUUCUGGCACUGCCCCAGGUGUUGAUUCUGGCUGAUGGAGACCCCUUAGGCUUCCUGUCCCGCCAGCUGCCCUUCCUGAGCACCCUGCCACGAGUAGACGACCAGGCCACAGCCUACAUAUGUGAGAACCAAGCCUGUUCCAUGCCCAUCACUGAGCCCUGUGAACUUCGAAAGCUGCUACGCCAGUGACUCCCUAGAGCCCUUUGAGCUGGGCCAGAAGGCAGAACUUCCCAGCUGACCAGAGAGACUCAGGCCCUAUGAGGUUAUGCUGAGCUGACUGUCAUCCCUGGGCACCCUACCACCAAAUGAUCACAGCCAUCUUUACAGCUCCCCC
Molecule: messenger RNA, 2683 nt
Organism: Nannospalax galili (Upper Galilee mountains blind mole rat)
Lineage: Eukaryota; Metazoa; Chordata; Mammalia; Rodentia; Spalacidae
Gene: Spata20
Product: spermatogenesis associated 20
Exons: 15
Coding region: 127-2538 (803 amino acids)
Biological process (GO): carbohydrate metabolic process
Source: RefSeq, a predicted model, not a curated record